UUAGCGUACAAUAAUCUGCUUGCUUCUCGUCGUCAUUCGUCACAAAAGCCUAUAUUGGAUACUAAGACUUUUUUUUUGGAUAGGGUUAGAAAGAGAUGUUGCCCAGUAUUGCUGUGUCUGUCAUGUCUGCCAGGUCGUCGGAAAGCCAAAUCAUAUGAUUCCACCUGCGGCACUCGUUCCUGUUCCAAUGAUUAGAGAGCUGUUCCAACAGCGAAUAAAACCAAAUCAGGUUCCUCUUAUUGAGUUUUGCUGAUGGCUAACUGGUGCUGUUUCCUGUAAUGAUGAGAAUGGUAUCCAGCCAUGGAGAGACAAAUGCCCAGAUUUGUGACUGUAUUUUUUCUCUUGGCACUAUCAGGGUUUAUAAUACUUGUCUGCAACAUCACAUCUCUGGAGAAGUUGAGUGGACAGGUUAUAUCUACAUUCUACCAAAUCCAGAAUAGCAUCCACUCAGCCUUUAAGUCCCCUGGAAACGUGUGGCCACUAGAGUUAAACCACACAUACUGUGCACACUUUGGCCAGGAGCCCACAGCGGAAGAGGCAAAUGAAGAGAGAUAUCUGCUUAAUUCCAUUGCCUGGCCAGGCCCGUUGGUGCAAGGCUUGCCUGUGGAGCUUAGCAGUGACCCUUCAAAGAGCUACUUUGUGAUUCAGGGCCCAGCGGAGCAACGUAUAGGUGAUCAGCUUGAGGUUAAUGUACAUGUGCAGAACUUCCUGGGCCUGCCUAAGAAGCAUGGUGGAGAUUUCCUUAUAGCUCGGCUACAUUCACCUGAACUCGGUGCUGGCGUUGCGGGGCAGGUGCAAGACCAUCACAAUGGCAACUACACAGUGCUGUUCCCACUGCUGUGGGCUGGUGUAGUGUGGGUAGAAAUAACCAUGGUGCAUCCGAGUGAGGCAGUGAUGGUGCUCAAGAGGCUGCAAGAAGAGCAACCCAACCGGGUGUUUUUUAAAAGCCUGUUCCGCUCUGGCUUUGUAUCAGAGACCACCGUGUGCAACCUUUGCCUGCCACUCAACCAUCAACCGCUCUGCAACUACACUGACCCUGAAACUGGAGAGCCCUGGUACUGCUACAAACCAAAAAUGCUAGGCUGUGAUACACGAAUAAAUCAUUAUAAAGGGGGCUACAAAAAGAACCUCAUUACUGGAUAUGAAGCAAAGUUCUUCAAGAGUAAUGUAAAUAUCAAAGUUCCUAUACGUGCAUCUGGAAUGGGCAAUGUGACUGUAUUACCUGCAGAAAAAGGUCUUGCCAAUUUAAAAAAAUAUGAAAAAACCUCUGGCUUCUACUUUCACAAUGUUUGGAGGCCUUUGCGUGGUGCAGCCCUCCAGCAGUUCAAUGAUUCAUCAGCUAUAACACACUGUCUUAGAGGGAAGAUCAUAUACAUGCUCGGAGAUUCCACUGUGCGACAGUGGUUUGAAUACCUCACCGCUUCUGUUCCUACACUAAAGGAGUUCAACCUUCACAGCCUUAAGAAAGUGGGGCCAUUCAUGGCUGUGGACAGCAAAAACAACAUCCUGCUGAGCUUCCGCUGCCAUGGACCACCCAUCCGCUUCACUUCUGUGCUUUCCCCUGAGCUGCACUACAUAGCAAAUGAGAUAGACAGGAUCAAAGGUGGGCCAGGCACAGUGAUACUCGUGAGUGUGUGGUCUCACUUCAGCACUUUCCCUAUUGAGGUAUAUAUACGGCGCCUACGGCACAUCCGCAGGGCUGUGGUACGGCUGCUGAACCGUGAGCCAGCAACCUUGGUGGUGAUCCGCUCUGCCAACCUCCAGAAGCUUGACCCAGGGAACAGCCUGGUCAACAGUGACUGGUUCUCUCUGCAGAUCAAUUCUGUUCUCUGUGCCAUGUUCAAAGGACUCAAUGUGCAGCUGCUGGAUGCCUGGGAAAUGACUCUUGCCCACCACUUACCCCAUCUUCUACAUCCAUCUCCCCCUAUUAUCAAAAAUAUGAUAGACUUGAUCCUGUCCAACAUCUGUCCUGUUGGAAAAAAGAGGAGUUAACAAAGGACUAAAAUAUAUAAGUGGCAAAGAUGGAGAAGAAGUGGAUUUAAGGUCUAGAAAUCGAUUGCGGAGGAGAGCUUUUCAUAGCCACAGAACCAGAGGUGGACAGUAAAGAAGUACAUUUACUUGAGUACUGUACUUAAGUACACUUUUUGAGUAUCUGUACUUUACUUGAGUAUUAUUUUUUCUGGAUACUUUUUACUUUAACUUCACUACAUUUGAAAGACAAAUACUCUACUUUUUACUCCAUUACAUUUCUAUCAAGGUCAUUGAGUAGAAAGUAGUUACAUUAACCAUAGGAUGAUUUUUUUCACUCUUGUAGCAUCACAUGUUGUAAAGUUCAGUGGAAAUGGACGAAUAUAUGCUUUGUAUAUUAUACACCAUGCAUUGGUAAUGAUGUUAGUUAACACACAAAAACGUAUGCUGUGUCCAAAUUCUCAUACUAUGUGUCCUAAAUGGUAUUCAAAAAUAGAAUUAGUAUGCCCCAAAUCGUAGUAUACUGAAAAGAGUAUUCCAAAAAUUCCUGGAUUGUCUACUACUUCCGGUAGAAAUUCAAAGUGCAGAACAAUGCACACUCUAAUGGGUAAUAUUGCCCACAAUGCAUUGCACACAGGAGGGAGGAGCCUGAACAAUGGUGUAAAUGCAUAUUAAAACGGUGUAAAUGAACUGUGGAAAUAUAUAUAACUCUUUGUUAAAGCAGUGUUGCUGUUGGGUGGUUGUACAGCUACAGUUGUGUAGCUGGGUUUUAAAGCAGGUUAGAUUUUUUUUUCUGACCAGUCUUCAUUUACAGACCAUUUGAUUAAAAUGUGCAUGAGUGGAUACACAGAUGUGUACAGGUACAUCUCAAAAUUUAGAAUAUA
Molecule: messenger RNA, 2852 nt
Organism: Hemibagrus wyckioides
Lineage: Eukaryota; Metazoa; Chordata; Actinopteri; Siluriformes; Bagridae
Product: NXPE family member 3-like
Exons: 7
Coding region: 301-1992 (563 amino acids)
Source: RefSeq, a predicted model, not a curated record